Messenger RNA from Durotheca rogersii, 1450 nucleotides. RefSeq lists its product as uncharacterized. The transcript is spliced from 4 exons. The record is from RefSeq and is a predicted model, not a curated record. Lineage: Eukaryota; Fungi; Ascomycota; Sordariomycetes; Xylariales; Xylariaceae. Bases 421 to 1014 code for a protein of 197 amino acids.
CCUGACCACAUAAGGUACCUGAGAUAUAGAAGCUACAGGUAUGCACAUACAGGAUUCGAUGUUAGGUGCAUUUAGGUAGAUAUCAUUCAUCGUCGCUCUAUUAUCGUCUAUGCCCGCGUCGGGUUUUCCUCCCACCCGCCGAAUCUUCGAGGUAGUGCUAACCAACUUCCUCAUUUUCGAUUCUAUCCAUAGGCGUGUGAGCCGGUAUAAAAAAAUACAAAAGAGGAGAAAGAGAAAGAACAAGAGGGAGAGAGACAGCGACAAAAGCGUUUCGAGUCAUCAGGCGAUCCCUCGAUCAUCGUCCGCUUGCUUGGUUUCUUGAAAGUCGAGUCGCGUCACGCGUCGCCAAUUCGCGACAGCAGCCGACAGCCAAAUUCUCGACGCUGGCUGCGCUUACUACUCGGUAGUGGAGCUGCCACCAUGUCCACCACGCCGCGGUCGCUGUCGCCUUUGAAGCAUGGCGUGGCGGCCGACCAGUCGAUGAUGGUAGAGCUCCCCACUCAUCUCGGCGACCAGGAUGAAUUCGAUAAUUCCAUCGAAGAGGAGACUGUCAGACUGAACCCGCAACAACUACAACCACAUUCCACCCCCCCCCACCAAGGUGCCAGGCACGACCAGAGCCAGGAAGUGACGGUGGUUAGAAACCCCGAGCGCCAACGCCAGACGCGGACGCCUGAGCCGCAGAAGCGACGGAGUAACCGGUCUGACGUCCAGAGCCCGGGUCACCUCGCCACUUUCGACUGGGAUGACUUUCAGUAUCGCUACGAGAAAGCCUUGCAAGAGGCUGACGAGGUAGAGAAACAGCUCCUCGAGGAGUUCGAGCAUCUUAUUAAGUACUUCAACGCCUGGGCUUCGGCUUCGGCUACCCACGAUAACGAGAGAGCCGUAAAGAGACUGCAGACUCGCGAGAGACACGUGCGUCUCUCUGAGCAGACUCUCCUGCAAAAGAAGCAGCAUCUAUCUGAGGUGGUCAAGGCCUUCCAGAGCGCUCUGGCACUGCUAAGCGCAACCUAAUUAGGCAUCCUCAUUAUUCUACCUCUGGGAAGAAAUCGACGGAGGCAUCGACGUAGAUGACCACACACACACACACACACGCACACACACACACACACCAGGAUUCAUCAUCGGCAACUCUGGAGGAAUUAUCGCGUUGAUUGUACCAGCCCAUCAUCGGAGUUCAUAUGUUGUCUGGUUGAGACGUUGGUUGAGGCGGGUUAGGCGAGAGAUGAAAUUGGCCAUGACAGGGUGCCUUUUAAUGGUGUUGACGGGUUAACUUAUAUACUCUACGCUAUCACGAUAUCACGAUGUAACGAACGCCGUAUAUUUAUAUUUAUAUACCUGUUAAUUGUCGUCAGUUGGGUACCUACCGUUACUCUGUAUAUUACACGAGGUUAGGUACCUGGACUUACAAAGGUUCGUCGGGAAUAUCAAAUUACCUCUUAGAUUGCUU